Molecule: messenger RNA, 3335 nt
Organism: Osmerus eperlanus (European smelt)
Lineage: Eukaryota; Metazoa; Chordata; Actinopteri; Osmeriformes; Osmeridae
Product: E3 ubiquitin-protein ligase RNF139-like
Exons: 2
Coding region: 162-2219 (685 amino acids)
Biological process (GO): ERAD pathway
Cellular component (GO): endoplasmic reticulum; endomembrane system
Molecular function (GO): zinc ion binding
Source: RefSeq, a predicted model, not a curated record
GCGUUCUUCGCAUAGCAACAGGAGGACGGCGAAGAUGGCUGACAGUAUGGACCCCGAUAAAUAACGUCUGGGAGGUUGAAACAACAACAGGCAGUGGCUGGAGUUUUUAAUUUUCAAACGGGGUGACUUGAGUCCUCCAGGACCUUCAUCCCACAAAGUCCAUGGCGUCCGCUCAGAUCCGGAUCAGCCAACAGGCCUUGGCGGUGCUGGAUGUGGCACUUCGCGUCCCUUGCAUCUUUAUUAUCGACGCCAUUUUUAACUCUUACUAUGAUCCCGGGUCAGGAUGGGCCGGGACAGCAGGCAAGAUUUUCAUCAGAGUCAUGGGUAUCCUAGUGUCCAGUGUGGUGCUGGUCCUUUCCCAGAAGGCCCUGUUCAAGUUCUACACCCUCUUCUUCGCCGUGCUCCUGGGAAUGGUGGCCGUCCUGAUCAACUACUACGCCACCUCCCACAUAGACUUCUACAGCGCCUACUACAAAGCGGCUCUGGGCUUCCGGCUGCUGCCCAGGAACGGCCCCACCCUUUGGCUGGGCAUGGCAGUGCUGCAGCUGGUUUUUGGCAUGGGCUACGUCUUCCUGCUCAACAUCCAGUCUGUGUGCGCCGCCCUGGUGGUGCUGGACAUCAUGAUCCCCCUGUGGGGGCUGAUCAUCGAGCUGCCCGUGGACGUGAGGCAGCUGGUGGCCGUGGCCUCGGGCCUGGCCCUGGCCCUCCACACGGCGGUGUGUCUGGCGCUGAAGCUCAAGUGGUUCUACUACUCGUGCCGCUACGUUUACCUGCUCGUCCGGCACAUGUACCGCAUCUACGGGCUGCAGCUCCUGGUGGAGGACACCUGGAAGAGGAUUCGCUUCCCGGAUGUGUUGAGGGUGUUCUGGCUGACUCGCAUCACCGCGCAGGCCAUCAUCCUGGUGUACGUGGUCAGGGCCGUGCGCCACGAGAGCGCCGGGGUGGGCGCCGACGUCGGCGCCGCCGCCGGCGAUCACCACGGCUACCUGACGCGGGACGUGUUCUGGGACCUGUUCAGCAACCUGAUCAUCAGCGGCUGCGACUCCACGCUGACCGUGCUGGGGAUGAGCGCCGUGAUCUCGUCCCUCGCCCACUACCUGGGGCUGAGCAUCCUGGCGUUCAUCGGCUCCACCGAGGAGGAGGACAAGCGUCUGGGCUUCGUGGCGCCCGUCCUGUUCUUCAUCCUGGCCCUGCAGACGGGCCUGAGCGGACUGGACCCGGAGGACCGGCUCAUCCGCCUCAGCCGGAACAUGUGCCUCCUGCUCACCGCCAUCCUGCACUUCAUCCACGGCAUGACCGACCCGGUCCUGAUGUCGCUGAGCGCCUCCCACGUCUCGUCCUUCCGCCGCCAUUUCCCCGUGCUCCUGGUGUCGCUGAGCCUGUUUGCUCUCCCGGUGAUGCUGAGCUACGCGCUGUGGCACCACUACGAGCUCAACACCUGGCUGUUCGCCGUCACGGCCUUCUGCGUGGAGCUGUGCUUGAAGGUGCUGGUGUCCCUGACGGUGUACGCCCUCUUCAUGGUGGACGGCUACCACAACGUCCUGUGGGAGAAGCUGGACGACUACGUCUACUACGUGCGCUCGUCCGGCAACGUCAUCGAGUUUGUGUUCGGCAUGAUCAUGUUCGGCAACGGGGCGUACACCAUGGCGUUCGAGUCGGGCAGCAAGAUCCGGGCGUGCAUGAUGUGCCUCCACGCCUACUUCAACAUCUACCUGCAGGCCAAGAACGGCUGGAAGACCUUCAUCAACCGCCGCACGGCCGUGAAGAAGAUCAACUCCCUCCCGGAGAUGAAGGGGGAGGAGCUGAGGGACAUUGAGGACGUGUGCGCCAUCUGCUACCAGGAGUUUGCCACGUCGGCACGCAUCACGCCCUGCCACCACUACUUCCACGCCCUGUGCCUCCGCAAGUGGCUCUACAUCCAGGACACGUGCCCCAUGUGCCACCAGAAGGUGUACAUCGAGGAGGACGGCCGCGACCGGCCGCCCUUCUCCAACAACAACGGCUACGCCGCCCCCGGUGGCGAGGAGGACGGCGGGGACUUUGCGGAGCGCCGGAUGGCGGAGGAGGCGGCGGCGGCAGGUGGGGCGGAGCCUGAGAACGAGCUGCUGGAGGAUAAUGACAGCAUAGAGUACGACGAGGACGAGUGGGCGGCGCAGAACGGGGGCUCGCCCGUAGAGGAGGACUAUGUUAACGACGACACAGACUCGAAUGGGGACUAAACACAGACACGUUCAUGUAUAGAGAGAGAAAUAUAUAUAUAUUUAAGUUAAAACUAAACAAACAACAAAAAAAAGAGAAGAAAACAUCUAAAUUUUUACAACAUCAGGGAAAUUGAUUAUUUUCUCUCCAUCUAGAAUAUCUUUUUUUUUUCGGGAGGGGAUAUGUCUGGGCUUGCCCAUCCAAGGGCUUGGUCCAGAUUUAAUUACUGUACUAGUGUGCCUAGACAGGGGUAGGGGUGGGAUCCAAGAGGUGCAGCUCAGUGAGAGACACACAUUCCUCUUGUUUCGUAGGGAUGGCGUUGGUCGUGUGCUUGCUGUUUGGCUGAGCGAGAGAGAGAGAGAGAGAGAGGGAGAUGGACAGGAAGCAGAGAAAGGAGACAGGAAGUGGAGGGCAGUUCCAGAGAGUGAGGUCUGCAGGUGAUGUGCUACUGUAUUCUCAGAUAUAGGCUACCUCUUUAUCUACUACUGGUCUCUUGUGUGACCUUGCUUCAAUUGUGUACGUUAUUGUACAUGUAAUUAACACACACAUGCACCUUCCCUUGAGAGAAAAAGGAGAAGGGUUGUAUUGUAACGAGUAUUUGGAGAUGAGAGCCUUCAUUGCUCCACGCUCCGCUCAGUCACCAUAUCUGUUCAUGGCUGAUCGCUGCUUUUUUGAACCAAGCUGCUCGGCUACAAAGAAGGUUUCUGCCAAGAUCAUUUGCAAAGGUGUUCACCUAUCAUCAUUUUUGCAAAUUCCAUUUGGCAGUGAUUUUUUAAAAGUUUUUUUCAUUUUACAUUCAUGAUCAACACGCUUCUUAACAAGCACAAGUGAGUAUGAUGUUAUCUAGAAAUGACAACACCUUCCAGAGCGAGACUGUCUUAAAGAUUUUAUUUAAAGGUUUAAUUAUUCGUUACAGUGGUAAUAAUUAAGACUGAUGAAAGUAGAAGCGGCUGUGAGGUAUCACCCUGUUCUGACCAGGACAGACAUCACAUUCUGUUCAACAGCUGUUUGUUUCAAGAAGAAGGACUUUGAUGAUUGGAUUAGUUGUUAGCAUUUUGGGGGAAAAGGUAAAGUUGUUCAUUUUUGCCUUUUUGUUUAAAAAAAAUUGAUGUAAAUAAAAAUCACCUUUAAUAAUG